AUGGCACGGUACCUCGAGACCUUGGACCCGAUGCGAGGUUACGGCACGACGAGAGUCGAGAUAUCGACGGAGAUGGCGAUGUCGACGGCAAUGCCCUUGAAAGGACAAGAGGCAAAGUCGUUUACUAGUAACGGCGGCGGCGUCGUCGGCGGCGGGAGAGAGGUCCCAGAGCAAGAGCAGAAGCUGCGCGUGGGAGGACGGACAGGGGAUAAUAACGACCGGGGAGGGCGUGGGUGUUGGGAGGAGAAGGCAGGAUUGGCGGUGGUGGUGGUGGGCAUGGACGAGGGCAAGGAAGAUGAGGAAAGGACGCAGAAGACGUGA
Messenger RNA from Colletotrichum tamarilloi, 321 nucleotides. RefSeq lists its product as uncharacterized. The record is from RefSeq and is a predicted model, not a curated record. NCBI's taxonomy places the organism in Eukaryota, Fungi, Ascomycota, Sordariomycetes, Glomerellales, Glomerellaceae. The coding region runs from base 1 to 321 and encodes 106 amino acids. The transcript has 3 exons.